Molecule: messenger RNA, 1632 nt
Organism: Aspergillus calidoustus
Lineage: Eukaryota; Fungi; Ascomycota; Eurotiomycetes; Eurotiales; Aspergillaceae
Source: the annotation of a GenBank genome assembly
AUGGUCUCUUUCCAUCGGACUGACUUCUCACCAUAUACCUCAAAUGGCUUACACAACUCUCUCCAAUGUUCUUCAUUCCAAUGCGCUGUUUGUAUUCUUGGGUUUGAUUGCCCUUCGGCUGAUCUGGCGGCGAUUCGGGGGUGGGUUAUCAGGUAUCCCAGGCCCAGCUUUCGCAAAGUGCACACGUCUCUGGAAGCUUCGCAGUGUCUGGAAAGGAAACCACCAUCUCACGGAGAUCGCUCUCCACCGUCAAUAUGGCCCACUUGUGCGUAUUGGUCCUCGACACGUCUCUGUCAGCGACCCGGCCGCUAUCCCCGCGAUAUAUGGUCUGAACAAAGGGUUCACAAAAGUACGUCGAACCCCAGAAAGCCUGCUGCUAGACUUAGCGAGCUAACUCUGUCGCAGACGGGCUUCUACCCCAUCCAGUGCAUAUCAUGGAACAAGCAACCACAAAUGAACCUGUUCUCCACCCGUGACGAGCAGUUCCAUCGAGACCAGAAGCGCCCCGUUGCGAACGCGUACAGUAUGACCUCGCUUCUCGAAAUGGAGCCUGCAGUUGACUCCUGCACGGAAAUAUUCUUCUCGCGCCUGCGCGACUUUGCAGACCAGAAGAAACCCGUCGACCUAGGAACCUGGCUACAGUAUUACGCCUUUGAUGUUGUUGGGGAAUUCACCUUUGGGAAGAAACUUGGGUUCUUGCAGGAGGGUCGUGAUGUCGAUGGCAUGAUGGAGGGUAUUCAGGGUAUAUUGGCGUAUGCCAGUCUCUGCGGGCAGGUUCCGGAGAUGCAUAAAGCCCUGCUGGGAAACCCUCUUUUCCCGCUCUUGAUGCCAAGUAUGGAGAGCUGGAAUCAGGUGCUGCAGUUCACGUUGAAAAUGGUCAAUUCGCGAGCGUCCCUGAAGAGGGAUGGCGAACUGGAGAAGUCUGGCCUGGAGACGGGCAAGGAUAUGCUUUCACGGUGGAUGGCAAUUCACUAUGCUGAUCCGGGGAAAAUGAGCACGAGAGACGUUAUCGUUCACCUUUCGACGAAUGUCUUUGCUGGAUCUGAUACGACUGCUAUCGCGCUGAGAGCCAUCAUCUAUUUCUUGCUCCGCCAUCCACGAAUCUUGGACAAGGUUGUUGCGGAAAUCGAUGAGGCUGAUCGCCGGGGAAGUCUGACUAUCCCAAUCUCGUAUCGAGAGUCGAUCGCCCAUUUGCCCUACUUGGGAGCUGUCAUCAAAGAGGCAAUGAGACUCCAUCCUUCUGUUGGAUUGAUUCUAGAGCGCCACGUGCCAAAGGGAGGAAUCACGGUUUGCGGUAAGCAUAUCCCCGCUGGCACGACAGUCGGCAUCAACGCCUGGGUUCUACAUCACAAUCCGACAGUAUUCCCUGAUCCGGAAGCAUUUGUCCCAGAGCGCUGGCUUGAGAGUUCACCCGAAAAGUUGAAGGAGAUGGAACAGAGCUUUUUCGUGUUUGGCGCUGGGUCAAGGACUUGUGUGGGAAAGAAUAUCUCUCUUAUUGAAAUGCACAAGAUCAUCCCACAAUUGCUGCGGGAGUUUAGGAUCCAGCUGCAUCAGCCGCUCAAGCAGUGGAAGACGAAAAAUGCCUGGUUUGUGCAGCAGGAGGGGCUUGUUUGUGAGUUACUCAGAAGGUAG